AUGCCAGUUGACGAUAUCGCGGAGUCGCUUUCGAGCCUUAGCCUACAGGGAAACGCGACCGUCCGUUCCGCCCGUGGCGAAAUUUACACUGUAGAUACUGCAACUGGCGACACUUUCAUCAAGGGAACGCAACGCAAAGAUGGCAGUUAUCGUUGCGACAUAAAGGUUCGUCCUGGGUACGUCCCUCAGGACGAGCAAGGCACAUAUGUGCCGCGAUUCCGCCGGUCUCCACAGACAGCUACAGCUGCCUGUAUCGAAGCAGACAAAGAGAACAAGCCUGCCGACUCGCAAGCGGCAGAAGCCAAGAGCGCUUCUUGGCGCCCGGUGUCUAAGGGCACCGAUGGUAAGGAGAAAAAUGAUAUCGCAACGGCCCGCCCGGGUUCCCUUCCCAAAACAAACGAAGCUGUGACUCAGCGUCGCACCAGCAAUGCUGCUUCGCAAUCGUGGCGGGUGGAGGAUUCUAUGCCUUCCAGGUCGGCAAAUGCCUCCGGCGCGGUAGCUGCCGAUGAGACUGCCAUAAGCAAACACCGCAAAAAACACGAGGUCGCCGAGGCUGGUAGCGAGCAAGCUGGACAACCAGUGAAGUUUGGCCGAACGAUGACGGCUCCGAGUAAGAGCUUCCGCGACGUGAAAAGCGUUAUAAAGCUGAACGCCUACCUGAACAAGAAGGUGUACGUAAAAUUCAGUGGCGGGCGCGAAGUUCAAGGGGUAUUGAAGGGUCAUGACGCGAUGUCGAAUCUCGUUCUGGACGAUACCGAAGAGUUUUUGCGCGAUCCCGAGGAUCCUGACAGAGUGACCGAGAAAACCCGUCAGUUGGGUCUUUUGGUUGCCCGCGGCACAUCGGUAACGGUUAUUCAUCCUGUGGAAGGAGCGGAGAAGAUUGCGAAUCCGUUUGCUGGUCGCAUGUCUUAG
Molecule: messenger RNA, 912 nt
Organism: Babesia ovata
Lineage: Eukaryota; Apicomplexa; Aconoidasida; Piroplasmida; Babesiidae
Product: u6 snRNA-associated Sm
Exons: 7
Coding region: 1-912 (303 amino acids)
Biological process (GO): mRNA splicing, via spliceosome; nuclear-transcribed mRNA catabolic process
Cellular component (GO): U12-type spliceosomal complex; spliceosomal tri-snRNP complex; Lsm1-7-Pat1 complex
Molecular function (GO): RNA binding
Source: RefSeq, a predicted model, not a curated record